Molecule: messenger RNA, 3007 nt
Organism: Penaeus vannamei (Pacific white shrimp)
Lineage: Eukaryota; Metazoa; Arthropoda; Malacostraca; Decapoda; Penaeidae
Gene: Mmp1
Product: Matrix metalloproteinase 1
Biological process (GO): proteolysis; collagen catabolic process; extracellular matrix organization
Cellular component (GO): extracellular matrix
Molecular function (GO): zinc ion binding; metalloendopeptidase activity
Source: RefSeq, a predicted model, not a curated record
GGCCGAGCAGCGGAGGUGAGCGUGGAGCGUCACAGAGUGUGGAACAACCCUGAGCUCUCGCGGCGAAACUGCCUCCCUGAAGAAACUUUUAGAGAAAAAGGACUACAUUCGUUUUCAUUCGGCCUCGCUUUUUUCACACAAAAAAGUGUAUCCAUCCCUUUACAAGUUACGAGUCUUAGAUACCCCGGAUUGUUCUACAUUUCCCCACCGCCAUGCUAAUUAGGAAGAUCCUAGGGGCACUAUCCCUGGUGACUUUGGCAUCCUCCACGCCCGUCCCCAUCGCAGGCACCACGACAGCUAUGAUGUACUUAGCAAGAUUUGGCUACUUGGCCCCGACAGCGACCAACCCACAGUCAGGAGCGCUCUUGUCUGAAGAAACCGUCACGGAUGCUGUCAAGGAAUUCCAGGCCUUCGCUGGACUGAACCAAACGGGCGAGCUGGACGACGAAACAGUGAAGAUGAUGAAUACUCCGAGAUGCGGCGUCAAGGACAAGGUCGGGUACGGUUCGGACGCGCGCAAGAAGAGAUACGCGCUCCAAGGCUCCAGGUGGCGCGUGCGGGAUCUCAACUACAGGAUCACCAAGUACCCGCGCGGCCUCACCAAAGCUUCGGUCGACAGGGAGAUCGCCGCCGCUUUCAAGGUGUGGUCCGACGUGACCGAGCUGUCUUUCACGCCCGUGACGUCAGGCAAGGUGCACAUCGAGAUCCGCUUCGAGAAGGGCGAGCACGGCGACGGCGACCCCUUCGACGGACCUGGGGGCACCCUCGCCCACGCCUACUUCCCGAUCUACGGUGGAGACGCCCACUUCGACGACACGGAGGCUUGGACGAUCGACUCCUAUAGAGGUACAAACAUGUUCCAAGUCGCCGCGCACGAAUUCGGACACUCCCUCGGCCUGUCUCACUCCGACGUUCGCUCCUCCCUCAUGGCGCCGUUCUACCGCGGCUACGAGCCCAGUUUCGAGCUGGACCAGGACGAUCUGAACGGCAUCCAGGCUCUGUACGGCAAGAAGACCACCAAGCCCACCCCGGCCACCCUCCGCCCUCCCACCAUCGGCGGAGGCGGCACCGACGAGGGCGUGACCGGAAAGCCCAGCAGCGUGUUGUGCGGAGACCCCUCCGUCGACGCCAUCGUCACCAUGUCUGACCAGAACACUUACGUUUUCAAGGGCUCGCGUUACUGGAGACUCACAGAGAAGGGCGUGGACAGCGGGUACCCGAAGUCUAUCUCUGAAGACUGGGACGGACUUCCCUCGAACAUCGACGCUGCCUUUACCUGGACCAACGGCAAGACGUACUUCUUCAGGGGUGGCGAAUACUGGCGCUUCUCCGACCUGACCAUGGACGCCGACUACCCGAAGCAGAUCAGCAAGGGCUUCUCUGGCAUUCCCGACGACAUUGACGCAGCUUUCGUCUGGUCAGGAAACGGAAAGAUCUAUUUCUUCAAGGGUUCAAAGUACUGGCGUUUUGACCCCACUCAGCGACCCCCAGUGAAGGAGAGCUACCCCAAGCCCAUUUCCAACUGGGAGGGUCUGCCCAACUCUAUCGACGACGCCCUUCAGUAUUCCAACGGCUACACGUACUUCUUCAAGGACGGUAACUACUGGCGAUUCAACGAUCGGCGAUUCAAGAUCGACUCAGGAGACCCCGCUUUCCCGCGUCCUGCUGGCUACUGGUGGUUCGGCUGCCCCGCCUCCGGCUCCCAGAUGGACGCCACUCAAACCGGGACCACAGACCCCUUGGCCGACGAAGCCCACGAUGACACUUUCGAUGCUGACGGCUCAGAGGACUAUAUAGACAGCAACAAUUGGCUGACCCCACGUGUCGCGGGCUCAAGGAGUGUUGGCUACAGGCUAAACGGCGCCCCCUCGAACACCUUGGCGCUCUCGGCUGCACUCACUUUCACUCUUGUCUUUGUCCUUCAGUCGCUCCGCUGGAUGUGAUCGGAGUGGUUCUUGGCUACUGUGAAGUGUCGUCCAAAAGACAGUUGUUGUUGUUCUCUUUUUUAAAUCUUCUCUGAAGUAGUGAUCUAGGAUGAAAAUGCAAUAAUUAUGAUUUUUUAAACAAUUUUUUUUGUAAAUAUAUACAUGUACACACACACACACACACACACACACACACACACACACACACACACACACACACACACACACACACACACACACACACACACACACACUCACAUCCAGAAUGAGUAUUAGGCUAUGGAUUAUGAAAAUGAUCUCCAUUGAUCUGCUCAUCAACUCUUAAUGUCUUGAAAACAAUAUCUAUCUCAUAAUGUUGUUGAAACCCAUUUUACUUAUAUCGUUACAUGUCCUGUAAGGCUGAUUACUUAGCAUCCAGACAUACAUUACAUAUAUAUGAGCUAUAUUUGCAUGUAAUACUAAUAUGAGCGACAUGAUAUAGUGCAGUUAGGGCUCUGACACGCUCUCACGUGUACUAGAAUGGAUCUGUUUGAAGAAAUGACAUGAAUUAUUGUUGUUAACAUAUUAAAGACUUGACAAUAUUACACUUUACUUCGAUUUUUUCGUUUUGGAUCAUGUAAAAUUUAAUAGCAAGUCUAGAAUAUAUUUCCUAAUAUAUAUGUUGUUCUCUAUCACUACACAUGCAAAUAUUCAACGAAGUACCUUAAAUCUAUUAUGUGAAAUGAUCAUAGACUCGCAUUUAGUCACAUCAUAUUCACUAGAUACAUUUUACAGACAAAAUACUUCAGUGGUCAGUUCAUUCUGUUGGUCAUAAUAUGACUGUAUUAAGAAUUGCAGUAUAAUUUAAGUUUCUGUGAGUUUCGUCUGCAUUUUGACCUGUUGUGAAUUGAAGGAAAAAGAACAGGUUUUUCUUCUGUAGUUUGUAAGAUCCAAAAAAGGCAUUAUGUUUGUUAUACUAAGACUUUCUAUUGCUAGUAGUCUUAGAAGUAUAAAUCAUGUUUUAGAAUUCUGGUGUAAAUAUUUGUACAAAGCUGAGAGAGUGAUAUUCUUCAGUGUGAAUUAAAUAUAUGCGAUUAACACAG